Molecule: messenger RNA, 1116 nt
Organism: Caenorhabditis bovis
Lineage: Eukaryota; Metazoa; Nematoda; Chromadorea; Rhabditida; Rhabditidae
Source: the annotation of a GenBank genome assembly
AUGGAGAAGAAAUUGAUGAACUGUACUCGAUGCGAGAUCUGCGGCACCGCAUCGAUGAUCUACACCAAUCCGUUCGUUGAGUAUUCAAUUCUCUAUCGUCUUCUCGCCGCGCCGUUGGCUUCAAUGGGUGUGUCGCUGCUGUGUGCCGCUGUGCUCAAAUCGCCGGGAAUUCACACCAAUUCGAAAAUACUACUCGUCGCAAUGUCGAUAGCAGCGAUUGUUUGUAAUAUCGGCAUUCUUGGAGACGCUUUAUACAAGUUCUUGAUUUCCAAUGUUUUGCCCGACAUAAUGCAAUGCGAUUAUCAAGUCUUCUACCCUCAAUAUUUCAUUGCGAUUCGGAAUGUUCAAGAAGUUGGCUGCUCGGGUUUCGCGGUUUCCGGUAUCAUUCUAGCCAUCGAGCGAACAAUCGCUACCGUAUUCUACCGCAAUUAUGGCAAAACAUCGGAGCUUCCCAUUCUUGGAUUGGUUCUUGUUAUCAUACAGCUAUUGUGUUGCAUCAUUCCUGUGAUCCACAUCAAGGUGCCGAAACAAAUGUACCCAUACUCACCGCCAGAGAUCCAGAAUUACAGCGUUUCGCACUACUUCUCAAUGUUCCUCACUCUCACCACUCUAUUGGCAGUAUUGAUGUUCGCGAUCCUUUGGAUUGUUAAUCGCUAUCGUGCGAAGCUCAUCGGCACCAGUCAUCUGCAAAUCGUCCUAGCUCGCUAUGAACUAGCCGACAACAUAUCAACAACCCGUUUAAUGGCACCCGUAAUUGUCAUCAUUUCACUGAUGGUCUUCUCAUCGGAAUUUAUAUACGCGCUUUUCAUGCCUCAAUAUGAUUCGAGUACUGUGGUUAAUCACGACGUUCUCAAUGAGUUGGUGGAUUAUGCGCCUAUCGCCGAAUAUCAGCUCUCUUUGAUUUCAACACUUUCGAUAAUAUUGGUUAUCAUGAUGCCCGCUUGUUGCGAGAAGCUCAAGGAAUCAUUCCUCUGCGUCUCCCAUCUCUCCAUUUGUUUCCGUAAACCUCCAACCGAUUCGCGUUCGAGCAGCGAGUCCUCCGAUGUCUACUUCGCAAAAUAUUGGAACAAAAAACGAUCAGAAGACUCGCAAACCCCAGAUAUCAAUUAUUAUUAA